This is a messenger RNA of Didymodactylos carnosus, 1263 nucleotides long. NCBI's taxonomy places the organism in Eukaryota, Metazoa, Rotifera, Eurotatoria, Philodinida, Philodinidae. The record is from the annotation of a GenBank genome assembly.
AUGGUGUCUGCAUUAUUAGGGAUCACCUACGAAGUGAGAGAUGAAAAACGUAGCCGUUCCGAUUGUUGGCGAAUAUUUCGUUUGCCAGCAAAAAUAAUCGGUCCGAGUAAAUUUGAAGUAAUUGAGAAGUUUGCAUCUUAUAAAAGUUGUUUUCAAACGUACGCAUAUUCAGCGACAACAAGCACAUUCUCGAAUCAUAACUGUCCUAUGAAGCCCGUUAAAAGUCAACGAAAACUUCAUACAGUUUCAACGCCACUAUCUCAUUUACAGUCACUAUUAUCCUUGUCACCAUCGUUAAAUAAAUUAGUUGAGAAGCAAAAACAUUUAAUGACCACAGCUUUGGCUGAUUGGAUCUGUUCAAAUACUAGACCAUUAAGUAUAGUAGAAAACAUCGGGUUACAAAACAUCAUAAAUUACAGUGUUCAAACAGGAUAUUUGUGUGGUCCAGUGUUAGCUACAUCGGUAUUACCAUGUCGAAAAACCGUUUCAAAAGAAAUCAAACAAACAGCAGCCACACAGUGGCUUGAAAUAAAAGAGAUUUUGAUUGGUGCCGCGAGUGGGAGACGAUUAGCUCUAUCACCUGAUAUAUGGUUACCAAGGAAGACAACAUUUCACCAAGUUGAAACAAAUAAAGCUAAAAAGAAAGCAACGUUAUCUCUUGAUCCUGUGUCAUCCGAUGAAAACGAAGAAAUGAGUGAAGAUAAUGAUGACCAAAUGGAGGAAGAGCAUGAUAUUCGAUUAGAUUUAACUCAGAAUACGAUACAAGCAAUAAGAAAUUGUGUCGCAUCGACGUCAAAACAAAACUAUUCGCCUGGUACAUUAGUUCAGUUACCAGCCGAAGCAAAACGUGUUUUGUUAACAAUUAUGAACUGUAAAGAAUUAGUUAAAUACGUUAAAAAGAUUAAUCUGAACCAAGAUCUUGAAGCUCGGGAUACAGUUGCUUUAUUGCAAAGUACAAUAGUUCGUUGGUUAUCAUUAUCAAAUUGCCUUGAAAGCGUAUCAAAGUCAUUUAAAGUACUUAGUGCUAUAUUUGAUGAACGACACUUAGAUAAAAAACGUUUGGAAAGAAUAACAAUAUCAAUAUUAGAAAAAGUUAUUGAAUUUUUAAAAUCAUGGAAACAUAUAAUGACAAAAAUACAAUCAUCAUCGAUUCUAUCUAUUCAUACAUUUACGCCGCGUAUCGACGUGCUAAACAGCGCACUUGAAGAUUCACCAAACAACACUAAACCACUAGAAAAAGGUAAAAGAAACUUGUUAGAGUAG